Molecule: messenger RNA, 447 nt
Organism: Protopolystoma xenopodis
Lineage: Eukaryota; Metazoa; Platyhelminthes; Monogenea; Polystomatidea; Polystomatidae
Source: the annotation of a GenBank genome assembly
AUGUCCAAUGUACUAACAAACAGCAAAAAAUUCUCCAUUUUUCCCGAAGCAACAGAAGAAAAGAGUCACGUCACGUUAAUCGGAUAUUUUCUCUUCCAAUUGAACUGGUAUAAGGGCAACCGAAAAGUACUUGACACCGAGGGUCGCUUCACUGGAAUCAACACUUGCAACUCUAGGGCAUACUUAUUUGGCAUUCCAUUCCAGCCAACCUUUUAUGCAAAGCAGAAGGAUCAGUUAAAUGAGGGCCUAUGCUGCUUCGAACUUGAUGAGUCGACAAAGAGGCCAAGACCUCGGUCGCUGCUGGUGGCAAAGGUGCCGUGUUGUCGUGGUGACACGCGAAGCUUCAACUCGUAUUCCGUAUGCAAAAGAGAACUGGCCAGACUGACACAAACUUAUGCCGUUCGAGAUAAAAUGGCUAUUCUUCCUGAUCCUGCGACAAAGGGUGAC